Messenger RNA from Asparagus officinalis (garden asparagus), 965 nucleotides. RefSeq names its product B3 domain-containing protein Os05g0481400-like. NCBI's taxonomy places the organism in Eukaryota, Viridiplantae, Streptophyta, Magnoliopsida, Asparagales, Asparagaceae. Bases 64 to 777 code for a protein of 237 amino acids. The record is from RefSeq and is a predicted model, not a curated record. Gene Ontology annotation, molecular function: DNA binding. The transcript has 6 exons.
UUUGAACCGUGCUGCAAUAAAAAAAGGCGCUCACUUUUUUCAGAGAGAAGGGAAAGACGGGAAAUGGCUGCUGUCGUUGCUGAGAUCGAUAUCAGUGAAGAGAUUAUCAAGCAGAGAGUCAGAGAAAACCUCAAGCUUCUCGAGGAACUGGGAAUUUCAAAGGAUAUUCGGGAGUUUGCGAAGAGAGAAUACAAGUUAUGGGUUGGUGACACAAAAGAUAGAUACUACCGCAAAAGGACUUCGACAAACCAGAAUAAUGCUGGAAGAGAAUACACCGGAAGAAUUGUUUCUGACAACCAAAAGGCUGCUGCAGUAAAGAGAGCAGAGGAACUUCAAAGAGAUUUGAAGUCUCACUAUCCUUCAUUCAUCAAGGCAAUGGUUCGAUCACAUGUAUCUGGUUGUUUUUGGCUGGGGCUUCCUUUUAAGUUUUGCAAUGAUAAUCUUCCAUCCGGUGAACUAAGAAUGACAUUGGAAGACGAGAAGGGUAAGGAACAUGAUGUGCUCUAUCUUGGAAGAAAGAAUGGGCUUAGUGGUGGAUGGAGAGGCUUUUCAAUAGAUCAUAGUUUAGAAGACGGAGAUGUCUUAGUAUUUGAACUCACUCAGGCGGCAAGAUUUAAGGUACAUAUAGUGAAGGCACUUGAGGAAGAAAAGACCGAAAAAUCCAUGACACCGAAGAAAAAAAGGGAGCCUGUUUCACAAAAGCGACCUCCAAAGACUGGCUCUGGAAAGCAAGCAGGAAGCGCGCCCAAGAGAGGUCGUAGAUGCAUCGAGAAUUAGGAUUUUGGCUUAACUUCAGACUGUUUUUGUAUCUUCUUUUUGGUCUGAUCAGUUCUACUGCUCGAAGUAUGCCAUCCGUAUCGGAAUCGUCAUAGCAGAUCUCCAUGCGGUCUGAAUGUAAACAGAAACUUGUUUCUUGCAAACAUUGAAUACCUAGCAAUGAUUUCUCUAGAAUCUCUUUGGAAGAA